Molecule: messenger RNA, 1440 nt
Organism: Anopheles marshallii
Lineage: Eukaryota; Metazoa; Arthropoda; Insecta; Diptera; Culicidae
Gene: RanBP3
Product: ran-binding protein 3
Exons: 4
Coding region: 1-1440 (479 amino acids)
Biological process (GO): protein export from nucleus
Cellular component (GO): cytoplasm; nuclear pore
Molecular function (GO): GTPase activator activity
Source: RefSeq, a predicted model, not a curated record
AUGGCUAAUGUUGAAAGAGAAGACAACAUGUUGAACGAGGAGCAAGAAUCAUCUCAAUCCAACAGUAGCAAUGGCUCGAGUAGUGUUGUGCAGCCGUCCAGCUUCCAGCUGAAGUCAAGCGUCCUUAGACAGUCUACCUUCGGUGGAGCGUCGUUUCUUGGUGGAGGUGGAUCUUCAUCGAGCAAUAGCAUAUCAUCGUCACCAUCACUGGCCGGUUCCAUGGGUGGAGGUGCAAGCUUGGGAAACAGCUUUAACCUGAAGCCAAGCGUGCUAAAACCAUCACAGCUUACCUUUGGUGGAAUCGGGGGUAUCAAAGAAGGCAAUGGUGCUGCAGACAAGAAUGGUAACGAUUCGUCGGGUAUCGCCUCCACAAACCCUUUCCUGAAGACGCAGUUCAGCGAAGACGAACCAUCGGAGUCCGAUGCAAAAACCAAUUCGGCUGAAAGUAGCAAAUCAGCUGUUGAAAAGGACGGUGACAACAGUACGAACAGAAAUAAUAUCGAUCCGUUGGCAAAGUUAAAGAGUGCCUCCCUGCCAAAAUCGAAUCUGUUCGCUAACGUUAAAAAAUCGGCGCUCAGUGAAGCUUCGUGCGGUUUUGUUUUCGGUCAGAAUGUGCACGAACGCGUGACGGGCGAAAAUCUUAACAAUGCCAGCGGCAACAAUCUACCGACCACUGGUUUUUCAUUCGCUACUAGCGUUGCAGCAACGGCAGGCGAAACUGGUUUGGGCGGCACGGUCAAUACGGCCAGUGCAGCAUCAAAUGCAACUGGCACCACGCCCGGAAAGGAAGGAUCAGAUUCAUCCGAUGGCAGCAGCAGGGAGCCAAAGGAUCGCGAAAGCCUGGAAGAAGCGGCCCGUCGGUAUGAAGAGAGCCGGGGAGCUCUAAAGCGCAAAUAUGAAGAGGUGGAAACAAUCACUGGCGAGGAAGAUGAACGAAAUGUGGUGGAAAUUAACUGCAAGCUGUUUGCGUUUGCCAAGUCAAACUGGGAGGAGCGUGGCCACGGCAUGCUCAGACUUAACGACAAAGACAACAAUGAAUCUCGUGUUGUGUUUCGGCAGUCCGGAAAUCUGCGUGUUUUGAUCAACACUAAGGUGUGGGCCGGAAUGGUCGCCCAACAACCGAGUCAAAAAAGUUUGCGUCUAACAGCUAUUGACAGCACGGGACAGAUUAAAGUAUUUCUUGUGAUGUCCCGCCCAGAUGUGAUUACGAAACUCCAUAAAGAACUUUCGAAACGCAUUGAAACGGCAAAACAAACGGCCGAGAUGGAAGCAGCGAAGGAAAACAAGGACGAUAAUAAAACCGUCAUUCCCGUCGAUCCCUCCUGCAUAGAUGGCGCGGAAGCGGACGAUGGAUCCACAAUACCUGUUCCGGUGGACGCAGAUACUGAUGAGCCGAGUUUGAAGAAACGGGCUAGCAUAACGUCACCGCCAUCCUCUUAA